AUGGCUCCCGCUAGGAAGAAACCUUCAAAGCCACGCAAAUCCCCGAAGAACCCUAAGAAGACCCAACCCAAGCACGAUUCUGGCUCCGAAUCCGAAGAAGACACGGUGCCGCAGCUGCAACCGCAGCAACUUGAACUUGGCGACGACAACUCCGAUUCCGCGUCGGAGCUCUCUUCCGACGGGGACGACCCCUUAGCCGACGAUUUCCUCCAAGGAACCGAUGACGACGAAGGGAAAGCCUCAGGUUCCGGUUCUGAUUCGGAUGAUUAUGAUAUUGAAGAGAAGUCGAGAGCUAUUGAUGAAGAGAAAGCGAGAGAGGAAGAGGAUGCAGAGGCCGAAAUGCAACUCAAUAUCAAUCAAGAGUCUGAUGAGUUCAGAUUGCCAACCAAAGAGGAACUUGACGAAGAGGCUUUGCGUCCACCUGAUCUUUCGAAUCUCCAAAGGAGGACUAAAGAGAUUGUUCGAGUUCUUUCAAAUUUUAAGGUUUUGAGGCAAGAAGGGGCAACGAGAAAAGAUUAUGUUGAACAGCUUAAGAAAGAUAUUUGUACGUACUAUGGCUACAAUGAAUAUCUAAUCGGUGUUCUAGUGGAGAUGUUUCCAGUUGUUGAACUUAUGGAACUGAUUGAAGCCUUUGAAAAGCCACGCCCUAUAUGUCUGAGAACUAACACAUUGAAGACACGAAGAAGGGAUUUGGCAGAUGUGUUGAUAAAUAGGGGAAUUAAUUUGGAUCCUUUAAGCAAAUGGUCAAAGGUUGGACUUGUUGUGUAUGAUUCUCAAGUGCCAAUUGGUGCCACUCCUGAGUAUAUGGCUGGUUUCUACAUGUUACAAAGUGCGAGCUCUUUUCUGCCUGUCAUGGCCUUGGCUCCUCAAGAGAAAGAACGAGUUGUUGAUAUGGCAGCUGCACCAGGUGGUAAAACAACUUACAUUGCUGCUCUAAUGAAGAAUACUGGAAUCAUUUUUGCAAAUGAAAUGAAGGUGCCAAGGCUUAAGUCUUUGACUGCAAAUUUGCAUCGUAUGGGUGUAUCUAACACUGUAGUCUGUAACUACGAUGGAAAGGAGCUUCCAAAAGUUUUAGGUGUCAAUGCCGUUGAUAGAGUAUUAUUGGAUGCCCCUUGCAGUGGAACUGGGGUUAUAUCCAAAGAUGAGUCUGUGAAAACCUCUAAAAGUUUGGAAGAUAUACAGAAAUGUGCGCAGCUACAGAAGGAGCUCAUUCUUGCGGCAAUUGACAUGGUGGAUGCUAAUUCAAAAUCUGGGGGAUACAUUGUUUAUUCGACAUGCUCAAUCAUGGUUGCUGAGAAUGAAGCAGUUAUUGACUAUGCACUUAAAAAGAGAGAUGUUAAACUGGUUCCCUGUGGACUUGAUUUUGGGCGUCCAGGGUUUAUAAGGUUUAGGGAACAACGUUUUCACCCUUCUUUGGAAAAGACAAGGCGUUUCUAUCCUCAUGUACAAAAUAUGGAUGGUUUUUUUGUUGCAAAGUUAAAAAAAAUGAGCAGCUCAAAGCCUGGUGCAAAAUCAACAGAAAUAGCUGAGGAGGAAGAAGGUACUACUACGUUGGAGAAAGAAAACGAGAAAUCAAAUGAUGGCAAGAAAGAAAAUGGCAAUGCAACUUUUGAAUCCGAAUCCAAUAAGACGAAAAAAAGAAAGUUCCCCUCGAAAUCAGUUAACGGUCUAAAAGUAAAUGGCAAAGAAUCUUCUGAAUCUGAGCCCAAAAAGAGGACCAAAAGGCAAUUUCCAUCCAAGGAAGAGAUUUCAAAAGCCAGGGAGGAGAAGAGAAACGCUUUAAGAGAAAAAAAGAGAACAAGUAGUAAACAAAAGAAGCAAAAAAAGACCAAAGCCAAUGGCAAUGCAUGA
Molecule: messenger RNA, 1851 nt
Organism: Sphenostylis stenocarpa
Lineage: Eukaryota; Viridiplantae; Streptophyta; Magnoliopsida; Fabales; Fabaceae
Source: the annotation of a GenBank genome assembly